AUCGUGGUUGACUACUCAAACGCCGUAUUAUAUUGAAGGAUCCAUAAUUUAAAUAUUCCAAGCAAGACAAGCAGCAUAUAUAGUCUUGCCACUCAAAAGUACAUCACUCAAGACUCAGAACAGCGUAUUUUACAAAUCUAACUUUUGCCACUAGAAUCGACUUAAUAUUUUAUCCAAUAGUAAGCGCAGAAAGACUAGCGACUCCCCCUUUUUUAAAAAAUCAGUACUAUUAUUAAUCCCAAUAUUUUUAUUUGGAAUCCUAAUUAAAUUCACAUAAUGACAGACGUAAAGAGAAAUAUUUCGGAUGUUUUGGAAACCUCCCCAUCCCCUGAAUCACACGAAGAUAAAAGGCUACAUACCAAACCUGGUAGAAAGCCUAUUGAUACCGAACCCAAAUCUAAGCGUACAGCCCAAAACCGUGCUGCUCAACGUGCCUACCGUGAACGUAAGGAACGUAAGAUGAAGGAUUUAGAAGACAAGGUCAAGGUUCUAGAAGAUGCCAAUGUAAGAGCUGCCACUGAAGCUGACUUCUUGAAAGCUCAAGUUGAUAUGUUGAAGAAAGAGUUGUUGAGGUAUCGUGGAAAUUCUGACUUUUCCGAUUUGAAUUUCCCGAAGGUAGACUCUUUCCCUGCUGUUCAAGCCAAACCUCGCCAUACUGAUUCCACUUCAUCAAUAUCUACUAAGAGUUCUAUUUCAACUGGUCGUCAGAACUCCUCAACUUCUUCUUCUGUUUCAUCGCCACACAAUAAUUUCUCGUUUGAUUUCCCAUGGUCUAAAGAAAACUUAAAAUCGCAAACUAAUGCACAACGACAACCACCAAUACUACAAGAUGAACAAGUUCCGGAUCUUGUUCUGGGAUCAUCCUCAUCAACUUCACCCUUAAAUGAUAAUUUAUUGGUAUCACCAGAAUCUUCAAUCGAAUCAUCAGUUAACAUGAACAAAGAUGUAAAUAAUAAUUUGGACUUUACUGCUGGAUUUGAUGAACAACUCGAUUCCUUCUGUGCAAAAUUAGGUGAAGCUUGUGGAACCAGACAACAACCAGUUCCAAAGUAUAAGAGAAAUAACUCAAGCACAUCUUCUGUUCCUGUGCUGCAUCAAUAUAACUCUCCUUUCUCCACUUUAGUCACUCCAAAUUCCAAUAGCUACGAUUAUACUAAUGACCCAUUCUUUACUACUAAUGGAGACUUUAAUUUCAAUAUACCUAGUCCAAAGGAUGUAAAGACGGAUGCUAGUAUAGCUAAGGCAGCAGAAAAGAAUGAUCCUUUGUCCUUUUUGAAUGAUAAUAAUUUUGAUGUUUCAUUGGCUUUUGGAGAUCCUAGUCCCGGUGAUGAAUUAGACCCAAUAGCGUUGUUGACUACUGAAGAGUCCCAAUAUGACCCUUUGACUGACCAAGUCAAUGUAAAUUUCAACUUCAACGACUUUGUCAAACAUUCAUUACCUUCAGAAUCAUCUGUAUCUACUGGAAACUACACCACUGAACAACCUAAAGUUAGCACUAUACCUGAAGUUCAAGAAGAGGAUGACGAUGAUGAUGAUGCUGUAGUACCGGCACCUCCAAAGACUAUAAAAUGUAGUGAAAUAUGGGAUAGAAUAACUGCACAUCCUAAGUAUACCGAAAUUGAUAUCGAUGGAUUAUGUCACGAAUUAAAGAGUAAGGCUAAGUGUUCCGAAAAUGGAGUUGUGAUCAAUGCUACUGACGUGAAUAAGCUAUUGGAGGAAAACAUUUUCUUUAAGCACUAAUUUGUGUUUGUUAUUAAUUUGUAUUUUUUUUGUGUACGACGUUUAUGUUUAUAUAUAUAGAAGAGAAUGUGAAAUGGAAAAUAUAUUUAAGAUUAAUAGAUCUGUAACUAUAUAGUUUAUUCUUCCAUCGAGAUACUGUAAUCGACACUAUCUUCAGCAUCUAGUAUUUCAUCAAUUUCUCUCAAAUUUUCUUCGAGUUGUUGUCGUUUCAAAUCAUCAACUGGAUCAUCUGCAUCUUGCAUUUCUACAUCAACAGAUUCUUCAUUAUCAGAUAUAUCUUCAUUGAUUUCCUUGUCGGUGUCUUGAGCUAAAUCAUCCACGUGUACUUCAUGCACCUGUUGGUUCUGUAUCACAUCGUUGCUAAUAUUAGAAUCAUCUUUAUUGGCAUCGAAAACCUCAUCGUGACCAGCGCUUUCCUUGAAUGUAUCUAAACUAGUUUCUUCCUCAUUUGUUUCAACAUUUUCUUCGGUCUCCAGUUUAUCAUGUUGGCUUUGAGUAUCUAAUUCGUUUUCUAAUUCUCCCAAGAUAGAAUUUGUGCUUAAUAAGUUCAGCUUUUCUCUCUCUUCACCUUCUCGUUCGACCGACUUGGCAUAGGUUUCGUUAACAUAUUCUAUAAAGUUAUCCAAAUUCUUGUGACUUAAUUUAUCCAAUUGGUAUUCGGGAAUAGUGGCAUUCUCUUCAAAACAUUGUUUAGUCCCUUC
Spathaspora passalidarum NRRL Y-27907 is the source of this 2441-nucleotide messenger RNA. RefSeq names its product DNA-binding transcription factor (gene CAP1). Gene Ontology annotation, molecular function: DNA-binding transcription activator activity, RNA polymerase II-specific; transcription cis-regulatory region binding. The record is from RefSeq and is a predicted model, not a curated record. NCBI's taxonomy places the organism in Eukaryota, Fungi, Ascomycota, Pichiomycetes, Serinales, Debaryomycetaceae. Bases 934 to 1740 code for a protein of 268 amino acids. The transcript has a single exon. Gene Ontology annotation, cellular component: RNA polymerase II transcription regulator complex.